AUGACUGACUGGCUCUUUGACUGCAUUGUGCUGGAUGGCACAGUCACGACAGCUGCUGACAUCGGUCGCUAUGACAUUGGCAUCAAGGAUGGGAAGAUUGCUCUACUGGCCCCCGCUCGUUCUCUAGCAAGCACAUCAGCAGCCAGGGUCAUUGAUGCAGAAGGGGCAUAUGUCAUGCCAGGGGGAGUUGAUGCUCAUGUCCACCUAUCUGAACCUCAGCUUUUCGGCAAAGGCAAGUCGGUAGACGAUUAUAGCAGCGGAACCCAGUCUGCCAUUGCCGGGGGCACAACGACCAUUAUUACUUUCGCGCCACAGGAUCGUUCAAACCCAUCCCUGUUGGGUGCGUUAGAGGAAGCCGAGGAGAAGGCAUCUGGCAGUGCAUACUGUGACUACUCAUUUCAUCUUAUCGUGUCGAAUCCCACCCGGCAGGCACUCGACGAGUUUGCCAUCCUCCGUGAACGCGGCGUCUCCUCCGUCAAGGUCUACAUGACAUACGAGGCGCUUCAGUUACGGGAUAACCAGAUUCUUGAUGUCUUGCUGCAGGCACGCACGGAUGGCGUGACUACCAUGAUCCACGCCGAGAACGGGGACAUGUUGACCUGGAUGACGGAACAACUUGAAAGUCGCAUGCUCCUAGCGCCCAAAUACCAUGUAACUUCCAGACCGCAGAUGCUGGAAGGCGAGGCGACGAACAGAGCCAUUACACUAAGCCAGCUGAUUGAAACGCCGAUUCUCAUCGUCCACGUUUCCUCCCCGUUAGCAGCUGCCACGAUCCGCAAUGCGCAGACCAAGGGCCUCCCGAUAUACGCCGAGACCUGUCCGCAGUACCUGUUCCUGACGCGGAAGGAUCUCGAUCUUCCCGGGUUCGAGGGCGCAAAAUGCGUCUGCUCACCCCCGCCGCGCGAUGGGGAGGAGGAUCUAGAGGGCAUCUGGACGGGACUGCUGAACGGGACGUUCACCAUCCUCUCAUCUGACCAUUGUCCAUUCCUAUACGACGAUGCCGUCACUGGGAAGAAGUCAGCUAUCACGGAUGAUGCGCCCCUGGGCCGCUUUCGAUACAUCCCCAACGGCUGUCCGGGCGUGGAGACACGCCUCGCGACGGUUCUGAGCGCCGAUCGUCUUCCCCCGACAAAGUUCGUCGAGGUAACGAGCACAAACCCUGCCAAGUUAUACGGCAUUUACCCGCAAAAGGGCGCCCUUAUGCCAGGCGUGUCGGAUGCCGACCUGACGAUCUGGUAUCCGACACGUUCUCUCGAGCCGUUUCCCAUCACCAACGCCUCCCUGCACCAUAGUGCGGACUAUACCCCGUUCGAAGGAAGGAUGGUAACGCAGUGGCCGCGGUACACGCUGGUUCGGGGAGAGAUCGUCUGGGACCGCGACAAUGGGGGCAUCGUGGGCAAGAAAGGCUACGGGGAGUUUGUGAAACGCGGACGCAGUGCCUUCUGCCAGGACCAGCCGGCAUGGGAUGUUGCGAAGUUUUGA
Messenger RNA from Monascus purpureus, 1482 nucleotides. NCBI's taxonomy places the organism in Eukaryota, Fungi, Ascomycota, Eurotiomycetes, Eurotiales, Aspergillaceae. The record is from the annotation of a GenBank genome assembly.